CCAGGACAGUUGUAUUUUCAUCGGUUCUUCAAUUUCGCUGCUUAGUCCCUCCUUGAGGAGAUAAGACAUGCCCGAGUCGGAAGCAAACGACGAGUUCAACGAUGAUGGUUUCAUUGUUGACAUUGAUAGUAUUCAAGCUCACGGAAUUGGGGCUGCGGAUAUUACAAAACUGAAGGCGAAUGGCUACUAUACCGUUGCUUCUGUCCACGGUGCCACGCGCAAAACUCUCUUGAAAAUCAAGGGAUUCAGUGAGAUCAAGGUAGAGAAGGUCAAAGAAGCAGUUCAGAAAUGCCUGCCGUCCGCUUCUGGGUUCAUUACUGCUAUGGAAUUGUGCCAUCAGCGAAAGAGAGUAGUGCGAAUUUCGACUGGAAGCAAGCAAUUCGAUUCCAUUCUUGGAGGUGGAUUCCAGAGUAUGAGCAUUAGUGAGGUCUUCGGCGAGUUUCGUUGCGGUAAAACACAGCUGUCGCACACUAUGUCCGUUAUUGCGCAGUUGCCUAGAGAGAUGGGCGGGGCAGAUGGCAAGGUCGCCUACAUUGACACUGAAGGCACCUUUCGACCAGAACGUAUUGCCCAGAUAGCGGAACGCUUUGGCGUUGACCCUGAGUCUGCCCAGGAGAAUAUUGCCUAUGCUCGGGCUCUCAACAGUGAGCACCAGCUUGAACUCCUGAAUACACUCACGAGAGAGUUCGCUGGAGGUGAGUAUAGACUGUUGGUCAUCGACAGUAUUAUGAACUGCUUCCGUGUCGAUUACUGUGGGCGCGGAGAACUUGCGGACCGCCAGCAGAAACUAAAUCAAUUUCUGAUGAAGCUGGCGCACAUGGCUGAAGGUAAGAGAAAGAAAUAUCCUUCAAUUGACUUCGAAGGCUGAUGCCAGUACUCUGCCCUUACAGAAUUCAAUGUCUGCGUUUUAAUGGUGAGGCCCCUAUUAUAUGUUAGCUCUUCGCGAGUACACAUUCUCAUGCACAUAUGUCUCACAGACAAACCAAGUCCAAAGCGACCCUGGAGCAGCUCUGUUUGCGGGCGCAGAUGGUCGCAAGCCUGUCGGUGGACAUGUUCUUGCGCACGCAUCCACGACUCGUGUUCUGCUUCGAAAGGGUCGUGGUGAUGAGCGUGUGGCAAAGAUUCAAGAUUCGCCGGGUUAGUCCACACUGCCCAUAACUAUUGUAAAUACUGACCCUCUGAUAACUCCUUCAGACUGCCCAGAACGUGAGGCGACAUACGUGAUCACCAAUGGUGGGAUCAAUGAUCCUGACAAGAUCUAGGUGGAUAGGUUGAAAUGGGAAGCUAAGUCCAGCGAUAAUAAUUCAAAAUGCGGGUUAUUUAGGAGCGCCUUCAAUGCAUCUACAAAAGCCACAAAUUUGCUGUCAUGUUUGAGUGAUUUGAGAAAUGUCAUCCAUGUUCACGGUUGCUGUUCGAAGCGUUAGUUCUGUCUAAUAUUCAUGGGCGUUCGGCG
Monascus purpureus is the source of this 1453-nucleotide messenger RNA. The record is from the annotation of a GenBank genome assembly. Lineage: Eukaryota; Fungi; Ascomycota; Eurotiomycetes; Eurotiales; Aspergillaceae.